Lotus japonicus is the source of this 363-nucleotide messenger RNA. RefSeq lists its product as uncharacterized. The record is from RefSeq and is a predicted model, not a curated record. The transcript has a single exon. Bases 1 to 363 code for a protein of 120 amino acids. NCBI's taxonomy places the organism in Eukaryota, Viridiplantae, Streptophyta, Magnoliopsida, Fabales, Fabaceae.
AUGACGAUAGCUCGCGGAAAAAGAAUUGGUACUCUUUACAAGACAGGAGGAGCAUGUCAUUUGAUUGCAGUUGCAUCAAAUGAAAAUCCCAAUCUAUGGCACCAGAGACUUGGCCAUAUGAGUGCGAAAGGGAUGAAGGUCAUGCACUCAAAGGGGAAACUUCCAGGUCUUCAGUCAGUAGAAAUUGACAUGUGUGAAGACUGCAUAUUUGGAAAGCAGAAGAGGGUCAGCUUUCAGACAAGUGGAAGAACCCCAAAGAAGGAGAGGCUUGAGCUAGUUCACUCUAAUGUUUGGGGUCCAACAACUGUCCCAUCCAUUAGUGGGAAACGAUACUUUUUGACUUUUAUUGACGAUCACUCCUGA